AUGGAGCUGCAGCGGGAGCUGGCGCGCGCGCUGCGGCCGCUGGCGCUGGGCGGCGUGCCCGAGAGCGCCAUCACCGCGCUGUUCGACACGGGCGGCACGGCGGCCGUGCGCGAGGAGUGGGCGGACGGCGCGUCGCGGCGCCAGCUGCGCGCCGUGGAGCGCGUGUUCGCCAAGUGUCUGCGGCGCCCGGAGGAGGCGGCGGCGCCGCUCUGGAGCUUCUUGGUGUCCCAGGAGGCCAUCGACGCCGUGCUGGACGCGCAGCAGGACGCGGAGAAUCGCGACGCCGUGUACCGCUCGCUGCUGACGCUGCUGCAGGCCGUUGUGAACGUGCGCGACGUGUACGCGAGCUUGAGCGACGGCGAGAGGCGGCGCGCGCUGCUCAAGGCGCUGGUGGCCGCCAAGAGCUACUUGGCGUGGCUGCAGCUGCCCAGCAGCUCGGCCUACGGGCUGUUCAUGCCGUAUGUGUACAGGCAGGUGCUGGACACGCUCAAGAAGUGGCAGCAGAGCAGUGACGAGGAGAGUGAAGAGGAGGAGGAGGACGCCCACGCCACGUAUCAGAUGCUCACGACGUACGGACUGGAGCUACUGGACAUGCUCGUGACGUUCCUGGAUAAUUUCUCUCUAUCGGCAAGUAAGGAGUCCAUUGUGCCGACUAUUGAGACGGCGAUUGCGUUGCAGACGGCGCUGCCGCCGGAGAACGAGGGCACGGCGUCCGCGAUGACGGCCAAGACGCUGCAGGUGCUGGAGAAGCUGGUGAGCGGGUCGCACGGAGAGCCGCUGCAGAUUGGGCGCGUGAUUCUGCAUUGCUACAUCCCAGGUGUGACGUUCCAGGAUACGGUGGCGAAGGAGAACAGGUCUUCGCUGCGCUUCCACAAGCUCUCUAUUGAUGUUAUUGGCAGGAUUCAGAACAUCGCAGCGAAAGCCUGCGAGGAGGACGACGCUGAAGGGACUGCGCGGCAGGACAACUCGCUGAUGCUGCUGGGGUUGAUGCAGAACAUUUGUCUGCAGGCACCAGGUCUUGCGGACGAACGGCAGCGUGUGCUCUCAUACGUGUUUUCGACCUCCAUGGCUGCACGGCGAGAUAGUGAGCUUGAAGAGAGCGAGAGACCGAGUGAGUUCCGAGAUGAAGAGUGUGUCCGGUUCGCACGAUUCCUCGCGAGCUACUCCCGCAAUGCCAAGCUCAAGUAUCGGCAGUUCGCUGUGGAGCUUAUCAGCCGAUUUGUGGUGGAAACCAGGUUCUGGAAGGUGAAGGAGGAUCAACUGCCUGAAAACUUAGUUGCGUACUCGGGCGUUGGCCCGCUGCUGGAGGUGCUGAUUGACCGAGCUCGUGACAAGAUGUCCCAAGUUCGUACUAAGGCGAUUGCUGGCAUCUCAGCUAUGUUGACUCUUGGAUUAUCUAACCUGGCGACCAGCGAGGACGGAGACGACGAAGAAAUGAACGAAGCUAGGGGAUCGGAAGCGAUUACGAGCUCCCUGCAAACUCUUCUAUACGAACCAUCAACCGACGACGAGGGGAACAGUACGCUCGAGGAAACCGCGCUUAUGCAGCGCCUGAUUGAUCUGUUCCGUGAGCGACUUGUGGAUGAGAAGACAUUUGUGCGGAGAGCUGCAGUGCAGGCACUGGAGGCUCUGUUGACAGCACACUCAGGCGAGUCCGUUCAUGCUUCCUCGAGGAAAGACUUGUUUGACAUUCACGCCCGCUGCACCGACUCCUCUGUGGUUGUGCGUGUGCAAUCUAUCAAGUCGCUGUCGGCGAUCCUUCUCAAAUUCCCGAUGGAUGAGGAAGCUCAGAAGCUGUGGAAUCUUGGCGUGCUCCCGCUGUGCGUUGAUCCUGAAAACAGCGUGCAGACUUGUGCACUGGAGGCGGCAGGACGGGUUGUGUUUGAUCGGAUACUGGCAUGGUACGAUGCUCGUCGCAACAAAGCCCUGCGUGAAGCCCUCAACUCAGCGUGGAUGCAAGUCUCGCACCUUGACGGUGUCAUGGCACGGUGUUUGCAGAAAGCGCUGCGUACGCUUGUUAAGAGCGACAAAAUCGACGUGGAGAAAAUUAUUCAGGCUUGCAUAUUCGCGAUCAAGGAAAGUGUGAGUCCGUACAGCUCCGGCGAAGAAUUUCAAGACGAGACCGAAGAUGAAGCGACCAGGAGAACGUUGACGCGCUACUGGGGUUUCAGUUGGAUUGUACUGGAGGAGCUAGCGCACUCGGGCAAUUUGAUUGAAGCUGUCAAGGGCAAACAACAGAAUCUGAGUAUUGUCGUCGACUGCUGGAACAAGUUGCAAGACCAGGCACUGCCGGUUGAGUUCAACGAUGGAUCUAAGCGCAUUCUACGAGUGAUUGCCGCUAUCUCUACCGUGAUUGAUGCGCAGGAUGCCAAGUCGAUUGCGGACGGCAUUUUGGCAUCGUUGCAUUCGUUUGCCAUUCCGCUGAACGUCAUCGCUGAUGGUAUCCGCGCUCUGAACAGCAUUUGCAAGGCCAAGGCUCCGUCUCCCGAAAAGAGUCGCGACAUUAGCUUUGCAUGGGGAAAGAAAUUGCUCGAGCUCUGCGAAACCAACCUGCGUAAAUGCUUCGAGAAUAGCCCUGACAGCGUGGAGGAGGAGACUGCGCUCUUGCAGAAACAGCUUAUCUCGAUUGGGGAAGUGGCGCUGCUCGAGUUCGAUAAGGAUGCGGACAAGAGUGGAGAAGCAGCUCUCUUGCCGGUCAGCCCCAGUUUGAAGUCGCUCGUGCAGCUCUUUUUGCCGCCAAAUGAUGAAGACGAAGUGUCAACUUCCGUUCUGUCCGAUCCCGUUCCGCUUCCGACUCCUGUUCGAGUGUGCGCCUUCGUCACCCUCGGCAAGCUGUGCUUGCGGGACAGCGACCUAGCGAAGCAGUGUAUGACCAUGUUCAUUCGCGAGCUGCGGACCUGCGAGGAGCAGGACAUCCGUUCGAACAUCCUGCUGAUUCUCGGUGACCUGUGUAUUCGGUACACGUCUCUCGUGGAUGCUUACGUUCCUACCAUCGCCUUGUCGCUGCUGGACGAGAGCCGACUGCUGCGCCGCAGCACGUUGCUGCUGUUCUCGCAGCUAAUUCUUCAGGACUACAUCAAGUGGCGUGAAUCAUUGUUGCGCUUCUUCCUUCGUGCAGCGGUGGAUGAAGAUGAAGAAUUGUCCAACCUAGCGCGUCAUGUACUCUGCGGGCCGCUGCUGCAAAAAUCGCCGCACAUUUUCACGAACAAGUUCAUCGAGAUGAUCUUCGUGUUCAACGGGUACAACGGCAACAAGCUCAAGUUUUCGGAGCCCUUUGAAGAGGAAGGCACGCGCGAGCUUGCGCUCCUGGGCAAUGCGCUCUACCCUCGACGUUCGAAGCUGUACAACUUCCUGCUGGAGCACAUGUCGGACGAGCAAAAGCUGCAGAUUUCCAUGAAGCUCUGCACUGAAGUGCUCGAGGAGGUGAUGGACGGCACUCUUCCUUUGUGCGAUAAUCCGUCGCAGAUCAAUGACCAGUGCACUGAAGCAGUCCUGAAGGAUACGUUUGCUAUCCUGUGCUCGCCAGACAUCAAGCUCACAACAGCGAAGGAAGACGAAGAUGAAACUGAGGGCGACGACGCCGCAGCUGGUGGCAACGCCAACGUCGCGUCACAGAUUGCAGCGGCCAAGGGUAAACUGCUCUCGAAGAUGUCCAAGAAAAACUUCCUUGAGAACAUUGUGCCCGUGCUGAUCGGCCUCAAGCACACGUUGGAGUCGAAGCACAGCCCACUGACUCGCUACCUGCUUCAUUACAUCCGCGAGCUGUUCAAGAUGUACCGCCAGGAGGUGAAGGACAUCUUCAUGAACACGGACCCGCAAAUGGCCAUGGAAGUCGAGUACGAUCUGCGCCAGCUCGACCUGCAGCAGCAACAGCAAAAGCAGCAGCAGUCGCGCCGCAUGACGUACGCGCCGGAAGAGGCUCAAGCCGCGCCGCCGACUUCACCACCAGUUACCGCCGCUCGUGCCCCUCAUACGCCGCAGGAGGAGCUGUUGGAGGCGAGCCAUACCUCUGUGCGUCUACGCAGCGACGAGAAGCGCGCGCCUGAGGCAUCUCGCAAGGAGACGCGUCAGGAAGCGGUCGAGAGCUCGACGCUGAUCUUCUCCCCAAGUCAGGGUCAGGCCAACGAGAACUGGCACGUGACGGCCAAGUCUCCUUCCGUGGACAAGCCUCGGGGUCGUCGCAGGAAGAGCUUCACGCAGGAAGACCUGGAAGGCCGCAUGAAGAAGGACCUCGCCGCCGCGUUCGACUCGGCCGGCGACUCGGACGAGGACGUGCCACCGACCGUGAACAUUUCCCGACGCAGGGCGAAGGCCAAGAAGACGAAAGCUAAAGCCACGAAGUCCAAGACGAAGAAGAGCUCCAAGGCUGAUAGUGAGGAUGAAGACAACGACGGAGAAGGAGAGCAGCGCCAUGAGGGGGAAGAAGAGGAUGACGAGAAGGACGAUGAGGUCGCACCGCUCCCACUCAAGAAGAAGGCGAAGAAGACCAAGAACCCCAAGCAAGCUGAGUCUGCUGUAAGCACUCGCCCCAAGCGCAAACGCAAUUAA
Molecule: messenger RNA, 4548 nt
Organism: Phytophthora sojae
Lineage: Eukaryota; Oomycota; Peronosporomycetes; Peronosporales; Peronosporaceae
Exons: 3
Coding region: 1-4548 (1515 amino acids)
Biological process (GO): meiotic chromosome condensation; mitotic chromosome condensation
Cellular component (GO): condensed chromosome, centromeric region
Molecular function (GO): histone binding
Source: RefSeq, a predicted model, not a curated record